Molecule: messenger RNA, 2526 nt
Organism: Corythoichthys intestinalis (scribbled pipefish)
Lineage: Eukaryota; Metazoa; Chordata; Actinopteri; Syngnathiformes; Syngnathidae
Gene: zbtb8b
Product: zinc finger and BTB domain containing 8B
Exons: 5
Coding region: 147-1685 (512 amino acids)
Biological process (GO): regulation of transcription by RNA polymerase II
Molecular function (GO): RNA polymerase II cis-regulatory region sequence-specific DNA binding; DNA-binding transcription factor activity, RNA polymerase II-specific; protein binding
Source: RefSeq, a predicted model, not a curated record
CAAUCAUAAAAUACAGGAAGCCUUCGUCUCUUUACUCCCAACCGGAAAACAAGCCCAGCAAGAACCAAUUCUUUUUAGUAGUUUAAUGUAGCGUGGUGCAUCAACGAGUCUUUUACAGGGUAUCGUUGGCCCACUGAAUAAAAGUCAUGGAGGUGCCUUCCUAUCUGCCCAAGCUGCUGUUUGAACUCAACGAGCAGCGCAAGCGUGGCUUCUUCUGUGACUGUAGUAUCCUUGUCGAAGGCCGUGUUUUCAAGGCCCAUCGCAAUGUCCUUUUUGCAGGAAGUGGCUAUUUUAGGGCUCUUUUGGUUCACUAUUUACAGGAUAGUGGUCAGCGCCAAAGCACAGCAUCAUUAGACAUAGUUACAGCUGAUGCCUUUUCCAUCAUCCUGGACUUCCUCUACUCUGGCCGAUUGGCCUUGAGCAGCAGCAGUGUAAUUGAGGUGAUGUCAGCGGCCAGCUAUUUGCAGAUGACCGACCUGGUGAACCUUUGCAAAAAAUACAUUAGCUCCUCUUUGGAAAUAUGCAACAAAGACAAAGAGGGUGUGACAGAGGAGGAGAAUCCAGGACAGGAAGGACGCUAUAGACCCGCCGACAGUGGCACUCCUGCUGCAUCUAAGCCCAAUAGUGUUGGGACUGCGGAACCUCCUUCGCAGGUUACAGAAGCAGAUGGGGCAUCUGUUAAGGCAACUCGAAGCCCUUUGUCCAUGCCUGGCAACACCCCUCCUGGCCCGAGCAGAGACAUGGAAACCGAUUACCAUUCUGGUGGUGAAAGACCAAAAGCACAUACAGAUCAGACGAACUUAACAUCAACUCCGUGCUCAGUUUUGACUCCCGAGUUAGUGAACCCAAAGAUAGAGUAUGACCCAGAUGAGGAACUUUUGGAAUCUCCUGACAAUAAAUACUUAGCAUCAUAUCCGGGACCCUCUGUCCCUCCUCAUAGCAGAUUACUUAUCCCAAGUUUAUCCAAUGAGCGCUCCUCUGUGGGUUACAGCUCUCCCGUUAGUGCCAGGCAACUGAUGGAGAUGCUGGCAAGGGGUGAAGGCCCCAACCCAAUUGUGGACAGAGGGGUUCAGCGCAUUACCCAUAGACCGCCAGGUAGCAUUUUGGGAGUUAGCCGAAUAGACGACAGUUUGGGUUUUGUGGGAUCAUCUGUAAUGGAAAUCCAGUCUGAUUGGAUUGGAGAAGACACAGGUGACAGUUUACUGGUUCCUGUCAAAUUGCACAAGUGCCCUUUCUGUCCGUACACUGCCAAGCAGAAGGGCAUCAUGAAACGGCACCUUCGUUGUCACACAGGCGAAAGGCCCUUCCCCUGUCCAAUGUGUGGAAAAAGGUUCACAAGGCAGGAGCAUCUUCGCACCCAUGCUCUCAGCGUCCACAGACAUGACUUGCCUAUGUCAUGCAAAAGCUGCAGGAGAAUUUUUUCCGGAAACAGUGUAUCUCCGGGGUUCCGACGCUACGGCAUCUGUGAUAGCUGUAACUGCGUGACCACCACUCACGCCGACUCCACCCCCCUGCAUCCGACUGGCCCAGCUGAACACAUGGAACGUGAAGAUGGUGGGACCGAUUGGGCCAGCUUCAUGGAUGAUGUGGAUGAGGUGGAGGUUGGCAGAGUGGAAGACUUGGUGGAAAAACAGAUGCUUGAAAGGCAGCUGACGGCGUGUGAUGAUGUAGGUCACCCUCUGUAAUCUUGUAAUGUUGAUGGCACUCUAUACAUACUCCGCAAGAACAUAUUUUCUUUUUUGUCCUACGGUCUUUAUUUAGGAGCUGCUUGUUCUCCUAAUCUUGGAAGAAUGUUUUUUGUCAUGGUCAAGAAUUAAUGCAUGAAUUGUCAGAAAUUUCAAGUAGUAAUAAUUUACACAGACACAAUUCCAAUGGAUGAAAUCUGUAAGAUUAAUUAAUGUAUCUACAACCAGAAAAUUGUAUUUAAAAAAAAAAAAAUCAACUGAUGGCGAAAUCCUUCGACUUGAUUUAGUUUAUCUUAAGUGAGAUGCACACAUUCCGAUCCACACAUUCAUUUUAGACAUUUUAAAUGAUUUUUUUUUUUUUUUAACUUAACGUCCUUGAUUUUUUUUUUUAACUUAAUGUCCUACUCAUUCAACACAUGAAGAAAAAAAAUUGUGUGUGUUACUGCUUGUGUUUAAUAGUGUGAUGACGCCACAACAGUCCACUCGCACAACAGUAUUUCUACUGACAAUCGUGUCCUCCACCAAAUUAGAUGUCCAUUGAAGUACUUUAUAGUUUUAGAGUAAGAAUGGAGAAAGAAUGGUAGUUGUAGUAAUCGUAUGUAUGUAUUCAUGCAAUACAAAACCGGUUGCCUCUUGAUUUGUGUCUGGCAACAGCACAUUAUUCAGGUCACUACUUAGAUGUAAUUAGCUAGCAUUCCAUUUCAUUGCACUGUUACGUCUGGGAACUUGACCACACACAUUGAUUGGUAAACGUUAUAUUCAACAACUUUAAUAUUUAAGAUUUCUAUCUUGUUUUGCUAUCAGAAUGGAAAGGAAAAAUUACCCAUAAUGCAGCUCACAC